Molecule: messenger RNA, 330 nt
Organism: Linderina pennispora
Lineage: Eukaryota; Fungi; Kickxellomycota; Kickxellomycetes; Kickxellales; Kickxellaceae
Exons: 1
Coding region: 1-330 (109 amino acids)
Cellular component (GO): protein phosphatase 4 complex
Molecular function (GO): protein phosphatase regulator activity
Source: RefSeq, a predicted model, not a curated record
AUGGACACAGACGAAACCAAGGCCACAUUGACGGUGCCGGCGGCCGGGGCGGCCAGCGACGUAGCCAUGGAGUCUGGCGAGUCCAGCAACGGCGAUGACUCGCAAAUGCGCGACAUCCACGACCUGGAGGAGCGGAUCGGCUACAGCCUGCACACAUUCGACGAGGCGCCGUUUACGAUCCAGCGGAUUGCCGAGCUGCUGGCGCAGCCGCAGCGGCACUUACCGCAAUGUGAUAAAAUACUUGCGGGCGGUCGAGCGCACGGUGUUUGUGACGUCGACGGUGGAGGAGUUCCCGACAACCAGCGCUCCGACACAGGAGGAGGCGAUUGA